Messenger RNA from Pseudomassariella vexata, 1107 nucleotides. RefSeq lists its product as uncharacterized. The transcript has 2 exons. Lineage: Eukaryota; Fungi; Ascomycota; Sordariomycetes; Amphisphaeriales; Pseudomassariaceae. The annotation marks the transcript as partial. The record is from RefSeq and is a predicted model, not a curated record.
AUGAGUUUCGCCAAGAUUCUCGCAUCUGCGGCCUUCAUCGCUCUCGCCAAGGGGCAUGUCAUCAUGGCGAACCCGGCCCCGUUCACCUCGCCGGCUGUCGACAACAGCCCACUGGACGAUAGCAACUUCCCGUGCAAGGCGACGACGGGUGCCACUUACUCGGGUACUGCGACCCAGAUGGCACUCGGGUCGAAUCAGAGCCUGAGCUUCAUCGGCUCGGCUGUGCACGGCGGUGGCUCCUGCCAGGUGUCCAUCUCGUACGAUACGGCCCCGACCAAGCAGAGCGACUGGAAGGUGAUCCAUAGUAUUCAGGGGGGUUGCCCGGCUCGCGGUCAGGAUGGCAACUUCGCUGAGGACCCGAAUUUCCAGAACCCCAACGAGUACGAGUUCACGAUUCCGUCUGACUUGCCCGCUGGAAAGGCUACUUUGGCCUGGACGUGGUUGAAUGUCAUAGGUAACCGCGAGUUCUACAUGAACUGUGCGCCUAUUGAGAUCACCGGGUCGGGUGGUGACCAGUCUGCGUACGAGAAACUUCCUAACAUGUUCGUUGCCAACUUGCCCAGCAUCAACCAGUGCGCCACCACGGAGAAGGAGAAUCCCCUCUUCCCCGACCCUGGUACUUCGGUCGAGAACAAUGAGGGCACGUACCCCCUCGUCGAACUUGACUGCGACGGUGGCGUUGGUUACGGAAGCGGUAGCUCGGGCGGGUCUGACUCUGGCUCCGGCAGUGGUUCUGAUGCUGGUACAUCGAGCGCUGUCGCCAGUGCCCCCGCCUCGACCGCCUCGGUCCCUGGUGGUGUCUUCAUCACCGUCACCGGGGUUGCCGGCUCCGCCACUGCCGCCCCCACUACGGCCGUUGCCUCUUCUCCUGCCACUUCACCUGCCACUUCACCUACCGCAACUGCAUCCGCCAGUGCUGGCUCGGGGACAGGAUCGGGUUCGAGCGCAGUUGCUCAGACGGGUGCUUGUACCGUGGAGGGUGAGUACAACUGCCUAAACUCCUCGUUCCAGCAGUGUGCCUCGGGUCAGUGGUCUGUCGUCAUGCCCAUGGCUGCCGGCACUGUUUGCACGCCCGGUCAGUCGGCCACCUUGGACAUGAAAGCCAGC